Molecule: messenger RNA, 2631 nt
Organism: Arvicanthis niloticus (Nile rat)
Lineage: Eukaryota; Metazoa; Chordata; Mammalia; Rodentia; Muridae
Gene: Fyb1
Product: FYN binding protein 1
Biological process (GO): protein localization to plasma membrane; T cell receptor signaling pathway; integrin-mediated signaling pathway
Cellular component (GO): plasma membrane
Molecular function (GO): lipid binding; protein binding
Source: RefSeq, a predicted model, not a curated record
GUAGGAUAGAAAAACAGAUGUAAAGUCCCUCAUGGCGAAGUUCAACACAGGGAGUAACCCGACAGAGGAGGUCUCCACCGGCAGCAGGCCCUUCAAAGUUGCAGGACAAAACUCGCCUUCUGGAAUACAAUCAAGAAAGAAUUUAUUUGACAACCAAGGAAAUGCCAGCCCACCCGCAGGACCCAGCAACAUGCCUAAAUUCGGGACCACAAAACCACCCUUGGCAGCGAAACCUACCUAUGAGGACAAGCCUGAGAAGGAGCCUAAACCCCCAUUUUUAAAACCUACUGGAGUGAGCCCCAGAUUUGGAACACAGCCAAACUCGGUUUCUAGAGACCCUGAGGUCAAAGUGGGGUUUCUGAAACCUGUAAGCCCAAAGCCCACCAGCUUGACCAAAGAAGAUUCCAAACCUGUGGUUUUACGGCCUCCUGGGACUAAGCUUCACAAUUUGAACCAAGAGUCUGACAUAAGGACGCCAGGACCGAAGCCAGGACCUGCUCCCCCAGUCCCAGAAAACGAUCUGAAGCCAGGGUUCUCAAAGGUGGCUGGAGCUAAGAGCAAGUUCAUGUCAGCAGCACAAGAUGCUGACUCCAAACCUCGAUUUCCCAGACACACCUUUGGCCAAAAGCCAUCCCUAAGUACAGAAGACUCCCAGGAAGAGGAGAAUACCUCUAAGAAUGUGUCUGUCCAGAAAGCAUCCCCAGUGCAGCUAGGAGCCAAGUCCAAGGGCGGCCCUUUCAAACCAGCUAAGGAAGACCCAGAGGAUAAAGACCAGGGAACACCAAGUUCGCCCUUUGCUGGAGUGGUUCUGAAACCUGCUGCGAGCAGAGGGAGCCCAGGGCUCUCCAAAAACUCUGAAGAAAAAAAAGAAGAUAGGAAAACAGAUAUUACAAAGAACAUCUUUCUGAACAAACUGAAUCAGGAAGAGUCAGCCAGAUUCCCUAAAGCUCCUUCCAAGUUGACAGCGGGGACACCGUGGGGCCAAAGUCAGGAGAAGGAAGGAGACAAGAAUUCAGCAACCCCGAAGCAGAAGCCCCUGCCUCCCCUGUCCGUCUUGGGCCCGCCUCCACCCAAGCCCAGCAGACCACCCAACGUUGACCUGACCAGAUUCCGAAAAGCUGACUCUGCAAACAGUACCAACAAAAGCCAGACACCUUACUCAACAACUUCCCUGCCACCACCUCCACCUACAAACCCGGCCAGCCAACCACCACUGCCAGCGUCUCACCCGACACACCCGCCAGUCCCCAGCCUACCCCCCAGAAACAUUAAGCCUCCCCUUGACUUGAAACAUCCUGUAAAUGAAGAAAAUCAAGAUGGUUUCAUGUACUCUGAUGGUACUGGAAAUCUAGAAGAGGAACAAGAGAGUGAAGGAGAAACGUAUGAAGACAUAGAAUCGUCCAAAGAACGAGACAAGAAACGGGAAAAAGAAGAAAAGAAGAGGUUAGGGCUAGAACGAAAGGAGCAGAAGGAGAGAGAGAAGAAAGAGCAAGAACUAAAGAAGAAAUUCAAGCUCACGGGCCCCAUUCAAGUCCUCCAUCACGCGAAAGCCUGCUGUGAUGUCAAAGGAGGGAAGAACGAACUGAGUUUCAAGCAAGGGGAGGACAUUGAAAUAAUCCGCAUCACAGAUAACCCAGAAGGAAAAUGGCUGGGCAGGACUGCAAGGGGGUCAUAUGGUUAUAUUAAAACAACUGCCGUUGAGAUUGACUAUGAUUCCCUGAAACGGAAGAAGAACUCCCUCAACGCUGUUCCACCGAGACUUGUGGAAGAUGACCAGGAGGUCUACGAUGACGUGGCUGAGCAGGAUGCUCCUAACAGCCACGGUCAGAGCGGAAGCGGAGGGAUGUUCCCACCACCCCCGACAGAUGAAGAGAUCUAUGAUGGGAUAGAAGAAGAAGAUGCUGAUGCUGGAUCCGUGCCGCAGGUUGACGAGAAGACUAACGCGUGGUCCUGGGGGAUUUUGAAGAUGUUAAAGGGAAAAGAUGACAGAAAGAAAAGCAUUCGAGAGAAACCUAAAGUCUCUGAGUCAGACAAUAAUGAAGGUUCAUCCUUCCCUUCUCCUAACAAACAACUGGAUAUGGGAGAAGAAGUUUACGAUGAUGUGGAUGCCUCGGACUUCCCUCCUCCACCUGCAGAGAUGAGUCAAGGAAUGAGUAUUGGAAAGGCAAAAACAGAAGACAAAGAUCCCAAGAAGCUAAAAAAGCAGGAGAAGGAAGAAAAAGACCUCAGGAAAAAAUUUAAGUACGACGGUGAAAUUCGAGUUCUAUAUUCAACUAAAGUUGCAUCCUCCUUAACUUCUAAAAAGUGGGGAACCAGAGAUCUGCAGAUAAAACCUGGGGAGUCGCUUGAAGUUAUACAAAGCACAGACGACACCAAAGUUCUCUGCAGGAAUGAAGAGGGAAAAUAUGGUUACGUCCUUCGGAGUUACCUGGUGGACAACGAUGGAGAAAUCUACGAUGACAUUGCUGAUGGUUGCAUCUAUGACAAUGACUAACACUCCACUCUCUUCAUUCCGCUGCGCCCCUUAGUGGCCAACAUGAAUUUUAAUUGGAAUGUUCUUGGGUAUUAUAGAAAGAAAAUUGAAUGUACAAAAUGAAAUGUCAAUCUCUAUUAAGUUUUGAAAUGUUAAAC